Spinacia oleracea (spinach) is the source of this 575-nucleotide messenger RNA. RefSeq lists its product as uncharacterized. Lineage: Eukaryota; Viridiplantae; Streptophyta; Magnoliopsida; Caryophyllales; Amaranthaceae. The record is from RefSeq and is a predicted model, not a curated record. The transcript has a single exon. Bases 231 to 425 code for a protein of 64 amino acids.
GUUACCAGUUUACCAUGAUGAGAUAAGAACGGGAAGGAAGGAGAAGACAGACAAUCAAAAUCAACCCAACUGCUCUAUUCCUAUAUAAAUUAAACAAAAUACUCCGCACUUUAUUCCUACCUACAUACAGACUCUCCAAUUUCAAAACCGUCUGCUCUACUUCUCCAACUCCUCCUCUUUCGUCAUCUUCAACCUCACUUUCUCUCUCCAGAUUUUUACCAGAAGCGAAGAUGUGUUGCUGUCCGAGCAAGGUUUGCAUGCUCUGUAGUUGCCUCGUUAUCGUCGUCGUCACCAUCGGGUUUCUCUUCGGAUUCGGCGUCUUCAAGAACGGUUUCCACAAAUUGAAGCAUACUAUCGAUGUUUCUCAGCCUGUAGGUUAUAAUUACGAUGGCAAUUAUCUCGUUGCUCCUCCCCCUUUUUUCUAGGCUUUUAUUUGAUUUUAUUUCAAUAGAAAUGUGAAUUUCUUUAGUUGAAUUCUUUUUCAGAAUUGCGUUCUGAAUAUUUCUGGUUUUUAUGGAUCUCUUUCCUUAUUGUGAUUGAUUAUUGAUUCAUUUUAAUUUGUUCAUUGUUUGGUA